UCAGAUACGGUGAUUUGAGUGGUUUCCAGCUAGACUGGCAAAUAUUUGUGAUAUUAUGUACGAUUAACAUGAGAAGGAUUGUUUGAAUAAAGGUAGAAAAUAAUGAUUGGUCCAGGUCCUUACAGGGCAACAAAACUGUGGAAUGAAAUUAUCAAGCUCUUCCGGGGAGGCAUGCCUCUGCGCAGACACUGGGCGCAUUUCCGUAGCUAUGACAACAGCUUCAGCGGCUCCGAGGCCGUGGACUGGCUGCACGCACUCCUGAAGCGCAACCACAACUUCGGCCCGGAAGUCACGCGCCACCAGACGCUGCAGCUGCUGCGGAAGUUCCUGAAGAACCACGUCUUCGAGGACGCGAAGGGCCGCUACGGCAAGGAGGACUUCCAGGACAACGGGCAGCUGUACAGGUUCCCUCCCUCCUCGCCUCUGAAGCCCCUUCCCCAGCGCGUGCCCCUGGCGGAGAAGGGCUUCCUCCCCAAACUACCCAGCUGGGACGACUACGAGGAGGUGGAGCUGCCGGAGAAGGUGCCCAUGAAGCCGCUCAUUUUGAAUUCCGAGUCCUGGAAUAAGAGACACAGCAUCGCCAUCGGGGAAGUGCAGGAAUGCCGGCUGAUCCGCAGGCGGGAGAUCACUCAGAGACACGUGGACCACAUCUGGAAGUCCAUGGCAUUAGCACACCUGCAGAGGGUUCUGGGCCUGGACUCUCUGGAUGGAGUACUGGACACAAAGACCCUGAACCCGAGGCACAUCGUGCACAACGUGUACAGCGUCAACAAGCAGGGUGUGGUGGUGCUGAAGGAGAGAUCAGAUGAUCUACCUCACUGGGUUUUAUCAGCAAUGAAGUGCUUGGCCAACUGGCCCAACGGCAGUGAGGCCAAGCAGCCCAUGUACCCCGGGUUCGAGAGGGACGUGCUGAAGACCGUGGCAGACUACUUCCAGAAGCAGCAGGAGCCGCUGCUCACCUUCCAGCUGUACGAAGUUUUCGUCAAUAUCCUCGGCCUGCUGCAGAAGAGGCAGGUGGCGGUCGAUGCCCUCCAGGUGUGCAGUCUGCUGCUGCCCCCGCAGAACCGCCGCAAGCUGCAGCUGCUGAUGCGCCUGAUGGUGCGUGUGUGCCAGAACCCCCGGCUGCCCGUGCUCAACGACGCCAUCGGGACCCGCACCCUGAUGGUGCAGACCUUCUCGCGCUGCAUCCUGCGCUCGGAGGACGAGGAGGACCUGGACGAGCUGCUGGCCACCAGGCUGCUGACCUUCAUGAUGGAGCACCAGGAGGAGGCCCUGCGCCCCCCGGCCCGACUGCAGAGAGCUGUGGAGGAGCACGUGGCUCACCUGCGCAGGGUCCAGAUUAAGUACUCGGGCGCGGACGCAGACGCCUCCCUGGUGUCCCCCUCGUACUGCAGACAGAUCAGUAAGGCGGAGUUUGAGGAGCAGCGUAUCCGCGGCACCCAGGAGCCAAUGGCAGAGCUGCUGGAGGGCAUCAUCAGCAACAACGACCUGUCCGUCAAGGACAAGAAGAAGAAACUGAAACAGUUCCAGAGGUCAUACCCAGAAAUCUACAGGAGGCGGUUUCCCACGGCAGAGAGCGAGGCGGCGGUGGUUCCGGAGAGGCCUGCAUCCCGGGCGAGACCCCAGCUGAAGUUCCUGGCCCUGAAGAAGCCCUUCCAGACCUUUCAGAGGAGCUGGAGCUUCAGAGCAUGAUCUGGAACUCCAGAGCCUGAGCCUGAUCUGGAGCUUCUGAGCCUGAUCUAGAGCUCCAGCUCCUGAGCCUGAUCUGGAGCUUCAGAGCCUGAUCUAGAGCUCCAGAGCCUGAGCCUGAUCUGGAGCUUCAGAGCCUGAUCUGGAACACUCCAGAGCCUGAUCUAGAGCUCCAGAGCCAGAACCUAAUCUAGAGCUUCAGAGCCUAUGUAGACACACACACUACAGACCAGGUUCAAAUACAUGCUUGAAACCCACCCUAACUCGGAGGACUUCAGUGAGACUGUUUAAAUUUCCUCAAUUUUCCUGCAGAUCUGAGAAUUUUCAAUGAAACAGGGUAACCAAAAUGUACAAUCAUAUAAAGAUUUUUUUCUGGUAUUCAAAGGGUUAAUAUAUUUCAAAAACUGUGUCCCCAGUUUGGGUUUCAAAUAUAGUUCUACAGUCACUACAACUUUCUACAGGGGGGUAUUUACAUUUUUUAUAUCCUGCUCAUAUCAUAUGAUCACAGUGGAGUAUAAAUGAUCUCAACAGAUUAAGCUGUUAAAUUAUUGUGAUUCAAUAAGAAAUGUGAAGCAAAGAUGUCUUUGGCUCUGUUUCGACAUUACUGCAAGCAGCAUGUCAAAGUGUAAUGUAAGCAGGAAAUUGAGUUUUAACCCCGAAACACAUUUCAAAAAUGGGGUGGCACUGAUUUAUUUGGUCCAUUUAUUGGUGCAGUGAUGAACAAAUUAGUUUGGUCACAAAUUAUUAUUUCAAAUGUCUGUCCCAGAACUCUUCGUAUAAUCCCUGUUAUGAUGGUGCUUGCUGUUUUGUGGUAAUGGAUGGCGAGUGAUGGUUGGUGGUUUGAGAUGAUGGAUGGUGAGUGCUGGUUGGUGGUUUGAGAUGAUGGAUGGUGAGUGCUGGUUGGUGGUUUGAGAUGGUGGAUGGUGAGUGCUGGUUGGUGGUUUGAGAUGAUGGAUGGUGAGUGCUGGUUGGUGGUUUGAGAUGAUGGAUGGUGAGUGCUGGUUGGUGGUUUCAGAUGCUGGAUGGUGACUGCUGGUUGGUGGUUUGAGAUAAUGUAGUGUUAUUGGGUGAUAAUAGAUGUUGGUUUCAGUCGGCAGCUAAGAUGGGAGAUGCAGCUGAUAACCCUGGAGAACUGGAACAACUCACAUUGGUUCUGUGACCUACUAUUUAUUUCAGAGACCCUGUCCUUCCUUUAAACUGCUAAUGCAUACAGUGUUUCCAGGAGAAAAUAUGUCUUUCAUUUGCAGUAGUUUUCAUUGAGGAUAAAAAUAAUAAUAGUAAUAUUGAUAAUAAUCCAAUUUUGCCAUAAAUUAUGGUCCCAUGUUCAAUGUUAUUCCUAAGGCAGGAUUGACUUGUAUGUUGAAAAAUACUUUUAUAAAGUGCUUUAUUAUACGAUAAGAGUUCAUAGAUAAUGGUUAACUUGAUUACACUGGAAUACAUUUCACGAGUCCUUGACAAAUUGCAAUUACUUUGUGCCAAUUAACACUAAAUAGGGCUGUGAAUAUUGUGCAUAAUCUGUCAUUCUGAAAAAAGAGGGGCAAUUUGAGUAGCCCCAACUGUAAAUUGAGUUCCUUUAAAUCUUAAACGGGUAUAAAAUGCUGAACAUGUAAAAGCUGUCUACAGUCGGUGACACUGGUACUCAUUUCCCAAAUAUUCCCUUGGAAUUAUGUAGAUUUCCCAGUUCCUAACUGUAUGACUCGUUCUUGAAUAUGUACAAUCAGAUCUUUGCUUGACUGGUUUGUGAGGUUGUCUUUCUCACAUGACUGUGUGUUUUAACACUACUGUGUUCAUAUUAGUGCCUGGUGACAUGAUACUGCUACCAUUUAAUACCGAGAAAAGAUGUGUGUGUAAUGUUGAGUAUUUCACUUAUUUUAGUCUGAUCCGAAUGACUCUAAAUGUUACCAUUCCACUCUAAAUGUGUGUUUUUGUCUGAUUGUGUAAUGCAUGUUAAAGACUAGAAUAUUGUCUUCUAAAAACUGGUGCUUUUUAUAUGAACCUAUGAGCAGUAUGAUAUAGAUUAAGUGUAUCAGGAUGCACUACUUACAAGCUUUGUGCUUCAGUUCAAAAGUGGUAUUUGUAGACUUUUUUUCCUGAGUGCUUUUAACAACGUUUCAGAUGACAUUUAGGCAUGUGAGGGUUUGAGAAUUGAAAUUUCUUUAAAAAAAAAAAAAAUGUUGUUUUGCAUCAAUGUUAAUCCCUCCAGUUGUUUUAAUGCUGUCAUCUCAGAGUUUGUAUAUACAUGAGUGUAAAUUUUAACACUGGAUACAUUUUAUAUGCUUAUUUUUAUAUGUAUACUUAAAAAAAAUGUUUAACCAUUUCAUUGUAGAAAAAAAAAUGUUAA
Molecule: messenger RNA, 4030 nt
Organism: Conger conger (European conger)
Lineage: Eukaryota; Metazoa; Chordata; Actinopteri; Anguilliformes; Congridae
Product: DEP domain-containing protein 1B-like
Exons: 11
Coding region: 103-1692 (529 amino acids)
Biological process (GO): intracellular signal transduction
Source: RefSeq, a predicted model, not a curated record